AAAAUUGUAGGUCUGCAUAUUAUUUUAGACAACGAUGACACUGAUCCAAUGAUAAGAGGUCAGAUAACGAAUAUAAACAUCGAAAGUUUUUUUUUCGCGUUUUUUAAUACUUGAUACGCACUCUUUUCAAUAACUUUAAGGAAAUAAGUUUAUAAAGAUUCAAGUAUAAUAAGAAUAAAGUAAUAAGUAAUAAAUCUAUUUACUAUUAGCUUUGCUGAAAAUAUCGUAAAAAAUUUAAGCGAUGGAGCCAACGUCGACCAAUUCUGCUAGUACGAACAAUGAUAGCCUCAGAAAAUCUCAGUCCAACUCUAGAGUUAUUAAAGAUAGUAAUUCCGUAUUAAACAGAUUAAAAAGUGAACUCAAGCAAUUGAUGUUUUCACAACCACCCGGGGUUUCAGCUUUCCCUGAUACGGACAAUUUGUUCAAUUGGGUAGGAUCAAUAGUGGGACCAGAGGGAACAAUUUAUGAAGGUCUAACUUAUAAGAUCACUAUGAAGUUUCCGUCAGAUUAUCCCUUUUCUGCUCCAUGUGUUCUAUUUCAAACACACUGUUAUCAUCCAAAUGUAGACGAAUACGGUAACAUUUGCUUAGAUAUUCUCAAGGAUAAAUGGUCAGCUAUUUAUAAUGUAACAAGUAUUCUUGUUUCUUUACAAAGUCUUCUCGGAGAACCCAACAUUGAUAGUCCAUUAAAUACAGAAGCUGCAGAACUUUGGGCCAAACCAGAAGUAUACAAGAAACAAGUUAUGAAAUGGUUUAGAGAAUCAAAUAAUAAGAUGUAGGGAUUCUACGAAUAAGAACCGAUAACGAAGAGGU
This is a messenger RNA of Rhizophagus irregularis DAOM 181602=DAOM 197198, 812 nucleotides long. RefSeq lists its product as uncharacterized. The record is from RefSeq and is a predicted model, not a curated record. Lineage: Eukaryota; Fungi; Glomeromycota; Glomeromycetes; Glomerales; Glomeraceae.